Messenger RNA from Capsicum annuum, 4590 nucleotides. Its product is annotated as probable inactive histone-lysine N-methyltransferase SUVR1. Gene Ontology annotation, cellular component: nucleus. Gene Ontology annotation, molecular function: zinc ion binding; protein binding; histone methyltransferase activity. Lineage: Eukaryota; Viridiplantae; Streptophyta; Magnoliopsida; Solanales; Solanaceae. The record is from RefSeq and is a predicted model, not a curated record. The coding region runs from base 1655 to 4231 and encodes 858 amino acids. The transcript is spliced from 10 exons.
UUUUUUUUUUAAAAAAAGAACUUGAGAGUGGCCAACCCAGCAUUUUUGUGAAGGGGGUUCAAUAUAUAAAGAAUAAACAUACGUUGAAGCUAAAGAUAUUCAUCAACAGCUACUAUGUAUACAUAAAAAUAAUUUUUAACCUUGGAUAUACAAUGUUAUUUUUAAUUGAUGUAGCUCCACCUGGUAGAAAAGGAUGCUUUCAGUAUUUCGGAUACCAGUUUGCCUUGAACUGCCUGAAUUUUCAAUUUUAAUUGGGAAUGCUUAUGAUUAUGUGCCAAUUUGCGCAUUCCUUGUUGCUUUUCACUAUUUGUUAAAAUUUUCAAGUAUGUUCUUCCUAAUUUAUGUGGUGGUUCUUUUUCAUUUUAGAUCAUCUCAAAAUGUUUGACACAAUCAUAUUUCUUUAGGAUUUCACAAUUUUGAAGAAUUCAGGUUCAUUCAUGAUUGUUGAAUUUUAAUGUGGUUUUCUCUGCCAAAUUUACUUUCAACCUCUGCUUUCAUAUUUUCAUUCACUAUUACAAUUUUAACAUCUUAAAUUUUAUGCCCAUAAUAGGGGCUAUUCACUAAGCAUUUCUUAAUCUGUGUAGAAAAUUACUAUUGCAAUAAUUUCUUUUCUUUAUUUGGUUUCAGUAAUGUUUUAGCUCAUUUAAGUUCACAAAUUCUAAGUGAAAUGUCAUCUUGGUUGAUUUGACAAAUUGAAAACGAAGAAGGAAAAAGAAUUUAAUUUAUAAAGCUAGUUUGCUGCUGCUCAGCAGUGUGAUUCUGAAGGUUCAAUUCUUCUGUUAUUUUCCUCUUUCUAAUCUUUGGAUAGUGGACUUCAAUCACAGAAGCAAAUGAUAAUAGGUUUUGCUAUGGAUAUUUCUGAUCCACAAUGGUUAUAAACUCCUACUGUUUCGAGUAAUUCUAUGCUAGGUUACCAUUUUAUUCCUUUGUGAUGGCUGAUUGGAAUAGUUGAACUGAUGGCUUUAGAAAUAAACAAUUUUUUGUGGGUAAUCUUAGAUGCAUAAUAUACUUGUAUAUGGCAAAGCGUUAGAAUAUGCUCACAACAGAGAGAUGCGCUCGAGUGUAUAAGCAAUAAAUCUCCCUGUUUUUAGCUCACAGUGAAAGUACUAUUUUCUAGUAUCUUCCCCCCCUUUUCUUUCCCUUACUUUCUGGGUGUUGAAUAGGGGUGGGUGGAUUUUUCAACAAUAACAUCAUGUGCGACUUGACUCUCUCAUCAAAUGAUGCAAUAUUUCGGCGCCUUCUUGUAUGAAAAUUGCUACACCCAUUUUUGACGUACAUCACGAGCAGUUGCGAACCAAACAAUGUGGUAUUUAAGUGAAGAAAGGUAGAGAGGUAGACCCAUUAUCCCCACUGAGUUUCGAACCAUGUGCCAAGUGUCUACUGGGAUUUCUCAAUUAUGAAAAAAGAAUUGGUGCCUCCAUUCCGAUUAUGCCUUAACCAUCGUCAUGUUUCCUUAUGCACCCACCUUGAAUAUUGCUUGUUGAUUCUCCAAGAUUAAACGCGCGGGGUCGGGGGUGUAGGUUUGAUGUCUAUGAAAAGUAAUCUCUACCCCCACCCUCCAAAUAACAAAGAUAUAUACAAUGAAAAGAGUAGGAAAUGCAGUUUCAGAAGGCUCACGGAGUAACUUGGAGGUUGCAUUUAAAUCCUCAAAAGAAUGCCGCCCAAUCCAAGAGUUAAGAAGGCAUUUCGUGCUAUGAAAAACAUUGGCAUCUCUGAGGAAAAGGUGAAGCCAGUCUUGAAGAGCCUUCUAAAACUAUAUGACAAAAAUUGGGAGCUAAUUGAAGAAGAGAAUUAUAGAGCACUUGCAGAUGCCAUAUUUGAAAAGGAGGAAGCAGAGGUGGCGGAACAUAAGAAGCCUGAAAAUACUGAACCGCUUGUGCAGCGAGAGGAAGUUUUAGAGGAAGAAGCAGUGCAUGAGGAGCCUGAAAGACCACUAAAGAGAUUGCGAUUAAGAUAUCAAGAAGGUCAAGCUUCACCUUCCGCUAACAAUUCUAGUGCCGGGCCUUCUCUUAAAAGGCCUAGACAGGAGGAGGAAGAUGAAUUACCUGGACCUCGUUAUCAGAACAAGUCACAAGGGGAAGCAAAUCCUAGUACUCAUAGGAAUAAUACUCAAACAUCUCCAGUCGUGUCUAGGGUAAAGAGUUUGGCUGUUGCUAAAUCUUCCCAUGCAUCAAAACUCAAAGAGCCAAAGACAGAACCUGGCGGAGAACUGUCCCCUAAACAGAAGAUGUCGGGAGCCCUUGCUUUAAUCAAGCCUAAAGAUGAACCAUAUACUGAUGAUAUGCCACAGUUUGAGGUUCCUAUUGCUGUUAUUCACCCAGAGCCGUCAAACAAGGGAGAUACUUCAAGUGGUAAUGCCUCAAGGAGACUUUCAGAAACUUCUGAACCUUUAGUAAUAGAGCUGAGAGGUGGAGGAGAUUCAGGCAAGCACAUCACGACUUCAUCAAAUGGAGUGACAACCAGUCGUGAGCUGGUAGAAGUCCAGGAUAGACGUCAUGCUGAUGUAGAUAUUGCCUCCUCACCAUCUGGUGAAGUAAAAGUCUCUAUAAACUGUGACCCAGCUCUUUGUAGAUCAGAUUUCCAUAUGCCGAGUCUAGAAUCAGUUCUGAAGAUGGUGGAGCUUAAAUGUCUUAAAUCAUACAAAAUCCUGGACCCUAACUUUUCUGUGAUGAAGCUGAUGAAAGACAUGUGCGAGUGUGUUUUGGAACUGGGCACUCAAAAUAGUCAUAAAUUGCAAUCAACCGCAGAUGUUGCUGCAGAAAAUGAUUCUGACCAGAGAAGCAUGAAUGUUAAUUCCUCAAAUGGAUUUAUGAAUUUUGAAAUUGAUGCUGGGGAUGUUCCACCAAAGAUGCCCCAACUCUCUCCUUUUCUUGGAGAAGACAGUAUUCAAGCUGGUCAUAUAGCAUCAACGGGCAACUGUGGUGGAACUCCAGAAACUGAACAGAAUGGUAUUGAGCAGACUAAUCCAUGGAGUAUGGAGGCUCCAUGUGAGUUAACACUAGGUGAAAUAGGUUCUUUUGAUUGCUUAAAUGAGUUCCUGAACUCUGAUCUUGGUGCCGGGGAAGCUGAACCAGAGAUGCCCCAUCUCACUUCUUAUAUUGGUGAAGAUAGCACUCGAGUUGAUCAUACAGCACCAAUGGGCAACUGUGGUAUUGCUCCAGAGAGUCAUCUUGAACAGAAUAAUUCACAGAGUCUGGAGGUUUUUCCAUAUGACGCGACUCCACAUGAUGUGGGGUCUGUUGAUGUCAUUGAUAUAACCAAGGGGCAAGAAAAUGUUAUAGUUUCUUUGGUGAAUGAAGUUAAUAGCAAGCAUCCACCAUCAUUCCACUACAUUGUUUCCAAUGUGAUUUUCCAGAAUGCAUGUGUGAACUUUUCCCUGGCUCGUAUUGGAGAUGGUGAUAGUUGUUCAACUUGCUCUGGUGAUUGUUUAUCAUUGUCCACACCUUGCGCUUGUGCACAGGUAACCGGUGGCGAUUUCGCCUACACAAAGGAAGGUCUUAUUAAAGAAGAGUUUCUUAAAGAAUGUAUCUCCAUGAAUCGUGACCCCAAGAAACACCGUCAGUUCUUCUGCAAAGAGUGCCCAUUGGAAAGAUCAAAAAAUGAGGACAUUAUAGAAGCUUGUAAAGGUCAUCUGAUGAGAAGCUUCGUCAAAGAGUGUUGGUGGAAAUGUGGCUGUAAUAAACAAUGUGGCAACCGUGUAGUGCAGCGAGGUAUAAGCCAUAAGUUACAGGUCUUUAUGACUCCUGAAGGGAAAGGAUGGGGCUUGCGGACCCUUGAAGACCUUCCUCAGGGUGCAUUUGUCUGUGAAUAUGUUGGAGAAGUUCUGACCAACAUAGAACACUUUGAUCGUGUUUCACGGAGUCCCAAUGGGGAGGAACAUUCGUAUCCAGUCCUGCUGGAUGCUGACUGGGGUUCAUUGGGUGUCCUAAAGGAUGAGGAGGCUCUUUGCUUGGAUGCUACAUUUUAUGGGAAUGUUGCCAGGUUCAUCAAUCACAGAUGCUUCGAUUCAAAUUUGGUUGAAAUACCAAUUGAAAUAGAGAAUCCUGAUCACCACUACUAUCAUCUUGCUUUUUUCACUACAAGAAAUAUCAAGGCAAUGGAGGAACUCACUUGGGAUUAUGGUAUUGAUUUUGAUGAUCUUGAACAUCCAGUAAAAGCAUUUAGCUGCCAUUGCAGUAGCAAGUUCUGCCGUAAUAUUAAACGUCCAAGCAGAUCUAAAUCAAGAAGGUAGGCCUGAGAUGAUGAUCUUCUCCAAGUAUAUUUUUGUCGUUUUCCUGAUCUUGGGCAGUUCAAGAAGCUGUUGUGUGAUCAAACUCAGUCAAGGUGAUUGUUUUGCAUCUCUCAAGGUUUCUAGCGCCGAUGUGCAUUAUAUGUACAGUAUGCAAUACUAAACUUGUUUAUGGUAUUGAGGCUCGAUUUUGUAUAGAAGUUUCAAGGAAGUGGCUCAGAGCUGGAUUAGCUGCAUGUUUUGGUUGUAUUUAAUGAUGUUUUGGUCCAUAGAACUACAUGCUCGAAUUCUUGGUUUUUGUUCCACGGCAUGCUGUAAGCAUAUUGCAAAGUAGGCCUUCUCUUGAAUCUUACCUUUUUGUA